UCUCCCGACAUGACCUGCGCCAUUAUAAGCACUCGCCACGUCUGAUCGUUGAAUCGGCCCCGGUUCCACCGUCCCACCGGAAUAUUAAGUGUAGUCGACUCCUUCCCGGCCUCCACUUUCUCGGCUUCGUCGCCGCCCUCUGCGGCCUCAUCCAGACUGCAUACACGAGAUCCCGGCUAAGAAAACCCCGCCAACCAGUCCUGGCACGCCCGAGGAACUCCGACUACCAUAUCGCUGGAGAUCCCAUACUCCUUCGGAAACGACUCCCGCACCGAAAGUGGCACCAGCGGUUAUACCAUCUUCGCCGGCUUCCUCUGGGUCUUUUCAAGGAAGAGGACUACCCAACCCUCCACCUCCGGCUUCUCGCCGCCUAGGUCGAUCUCAUGCGGAGGAUCCGCUUGUGAGGGAUUGAUGAUUAUUCUUCAUUCUAGCUGUGGAUCUUCUUAGCCGAAGUUGACGCGUAACCAGAGUGUUCUCGACAACUAGUAGAUGAUGUACUUGGAGUACGUCGUGAGACCGACCUGGAGCAAAGUGAACAGCGGGCUGCCCAAGAUGAACAAGUUCGAGGUGUUGAAAAUGGUACCAAUCAUGCAGCAUUUCCUCUUUGUAUUUGGAACGGAAUGCCAGAUCUAAAUUAGAGUUUUUUGGGGACCUUGGUCAUGUUUGUAGGGCAACUCCAAGAUCUCCUUGCGAAGCCUGUCUGGCUAACAAGCAAAACUAAGCUUUGCAUGUGCCAGAUAACAACUCGACAGUCACUCCAAUUUGUCUUUUCUCGAAGCUGCCAGUGUUGCUAGAUGGAUUUGGAGUUUUAUAUUGCAGGCAGAACAUGUCAAAACCUUGGUGGACUUGCAUACACCCAACAUGGAAUAUUUGAUGGGGUUCCUGUCUUUUGGUCGAAUCCACUGUAAUUGUUCAGAUCACCAUUUAGAUCCCUGAGACCCGUUCUCAGGCAGCCUUGCUUGGUGGAUUCUGCACCUGGGGAUCUGUAACUCUCAUGGGGCUUUGCUCUUCUUUCAUUGUGUCAGGGACAGGCAUGUAUAGUAACAUCAAAUCUCAGUUCAGUUUCAGUGGUGGGAAUCACUGCUGCUGUUUGGUGACUCGAGCACAGUUUCUUGACAGAGCAACAGAGGUAGAUCAUCAAUACAUUUACACCGGAGGAACACAGUCGAAGUUAAUACCUUCUCGGAUUGGUAUGCCCAAGCGAAUGCUUGCUGAAGCUGGUUAAGGUCACUGGCAACUUUUUUUAUGUUGUGUUCUUUUCCUCCGAGCCUUUACUUCCUCGCAAUAAAUUUACCUUUGCAAGGUUGUGCUCCAGCUGCCUCAAUGCACUUGCUGAAGCUGGUUGAGGCCACUUGCAACAUAUUUUAUGUUGUGUUCUUUUCCCCCGAGCCUUUACUUCCUUGCAAUAAAUUUAACAUUGCAGAAUUGUGUCCCAGCUGCCUCAAUGCACUAGCCUGAUUUGCUGAACUGGAGCCGUUGUUCGAUCAAUGUGGUCCUCAGUUACCAUCUCUAAUGUCAUUCUGAAUGCUGAUAAAGCUUUGCCAGAGACAGGGGAGGUACUUCUGCAUCUGUCAGCAGUGGUCCACUUCAAUUUGAUAGCUCUUGGCUUCAUCAACAUGGAUCAAUCGAAACUUUCAUCGACACUGGAUGUAGCCUCCUCUGCUGCGUCGACAGACAUGGCCGAGGGCGAGGACGGCGAAGAGAGGGCAUGGGAGGAGCUCUUCCCUGAUGCCCUGGGCCUCAUCUUCCGCAACCUCUCUCUUCAGGAAAUCCUCACCGUCAUUCCCAGGGUAUGCAAAUCUUGGGGGCGAGCGGUGUCGGGGCCCUACUGUUGGCAGGAGAUCGACAUCGAGGAAUGGAGCCAGCGGUGCAAGCCGGAGCAACUGGACCAAAUGCUUCACAUGCUGAUUGCUCGAAGCUCUGGCUCCGUCCGCAGGCUCAGCGUCUCUGGCCUCCACACCGAAUCCAUGUUCUCCUUCAUCGCAGACCAUGCUGGAUCUCUUCAGAGGUUGGAGCUUCCAAGAAGUGAAAUAAGUGACUCGAUUGUAGAAAUCAUUGCUCCAAGACUAUCAAAUAUAACUUUCUUGGAUGUCAGCUACUGCAGAAAGAUAGGUGCCCGUGCCAUUGAAGCAUUUGGAAAGCACUGCAAAUCUCUCGUUUCCCUGCGGCGUAGGAUGCAUCCAUUAGAGGUUGCGGACAAGGUCUGUCAAGACGAUGAGGCAUAUGCCAUUGCCAGAUCGAUGCCCAAGUUGCACCACUUGGAGAUGGCAUACCUGCUUUUGACAACACGAGGGGUACUCGAGAUCCUCUCGCGGUGCAGGGAUCUUGAGUACUUGGACCUAAGGGGCUGUUGGGAAGUGAAGCUAGAUGAUAAGUACUUGAAGGAGUGGCAUUCUGGUUUGAAGGUAUUAGGGCCAGACAUUAUAGACUGCUACGAGCAGAAUUGCUGGGACGAGUGCUCAGACUACUCGGAUUCUUCAGUAUACUCUUGGGAGUUCAUGGAAGACGGGGAAGAUGUCUACGAGGGGGUAAGUGAUAAUGAUAGCAUUUGGGAGGCUGAGCAAGGAUUGGAGGGUUUGGAAGUAAGGUUCUAUGGAGGUGGCUUUACCGAUGCAGUUACUGGGUUCGAUUGGCCUCCCUCUCCAUGAGCAUAAUUGGUCACCGGGUUCGAUCAGAACAACCGCCACGUUUGGGCUUCUCCAAACUGACUGAAAUCUGUGACAUAAUGAUCAAAGAAAAUCCAUCAGAUCCUUGUUUUGAAUGUCAAAAGAUAUGCAUGUAGAGGCAAACAUGAGUCGUCUAUAUGACCAUGCCGGUCUCUUCUUCUUACUCAUAAGGAGCUAUAUAGUAUGAAAGUAGCGGUGCCGUUGAAUGAAAAUAUUCAUAAAGAUGAUUCUAGUUUA
Musa acuminata AAA Group (dessert banana) is the source of this 2903-nucleotide messenger RNA. RefSeq names its product F-box protein FBW2-like. Lineage: Eukaryota; Viridiplantae; Streptophyta; Magnoliopsida; Zingiberales; Musaceae. The record is from RefSeq and is a predicted model, not a curated record. The coding region runs from base 1488 to 2648 and encodes 386 amino acids. Gene Ontology annotation, molecular function: protein binding. Gene Ontology annotation, cellular component: SCF ubiquitin ligase complex. Gene Ontology annotation, biological process: SCF-dependent proteasomal ubiquitin-dependent protein catabolic process. The transcript is spliced from 5 exons.